Molecule: messenger RNA, 1470 nt
Organism: Tarenaya hassleriana
Lineage: Eukaryota; Viridiplantae; Streptophyta; Magnoliopsida; Brassicales; Cleomaceae
Product: protein STRICTOSIDINE SYNTHASE-LIKE 13
Exons: 4
Coding region: 139-1368 (409 amino acids)
Biological process (GO): biosynthetic process
Molecular function (GO): strictosidine synthase activity
Source: RefSeq, a predicted model, not a curated record
UCGACCCAGAACUCAAUCACAAGAUCUGCGUUUCCCCCUCCCAACUUCUUCUCCACAACCACAAGCCUCCGUCAUGUCUAUAUAACCUCUAAACUGAUAAGGAGCAUCAGUUCUUGCUUUUUUUCUGAUACACCUCCAAUGGAGAAGAAGGGACAAUGCGGAAUCUACGACUCUUUGCUUACCCAUCACCCGAUUCUCCUUAUCAUCGCCUUGUCCGUAGGGUUCAUAGUGGUUGACCCGUUUGACAUGGGUCCAGUUGGGGGUCAUGAGUUCAGACCCGUGAAGCAUGAGAUUGCUCCAUACAAGCGAGUCAUGGGGAGCUGGCCAAGAGACAACCUCAGCCGUUUGGCUCAUCAUGGGAAACUGGAGUUCGUGGAUGAGGUCUUCGGUCCUGAGUCAUUGGAGUUUGAUAGCUUAGGGCGUGGUCCUUACACUGGUUUGGCUGAUGGAAGGGUAGUCAGAUGGAUGGGUGAAGCAACCGGAUGGGAGACAUUUGCAGUUGUGACAUCAAACUGGUCAGAGAAAGCAUGUGCAAGAGGUGUAGAUUCAACGACUCACAAGCAGUGGAAGCAUGAGAAGCUGUGUGGGCGGCCACUUGGUCUGAGAUUUGAUAAGCAGACAGGAAACCUGUUCAUUGCAGAUGCUUACUAUGGUCUACUUGUGGUCGGUCCUGAAGGAGGGCUUGCAACCUCUUUGUCUAUUCAUGUUGAAGGAAAGCCUAUACUCUUUGCCAAUGACCUCGACAUCCAUAAAAAUGGCUCCAUCUUCUUCACCGACACCAGCAAGAGAUAUGAUAGAGUGAACCACUUCUUCAUAUUGUUGGAAGGAGAAGCAACAGGAAGGCUUCUAAGAUAUGAUCCACCUACCAAGACAACUCACAUUGUGUUGGAUGGUUUGGCAUUCCCCAAUGGAGUUCAAUUCUCCAGGGACCAAUCUUUCCUUCUCUACACCGAAACCACCAACUGCAGGUUGAUGAAGUACUGGCUGGAGGGUCCAAAGACGGGGGAAAUCGAAGUGGUGGUGGAUCUUCCAGGAUUUCCAGACAACGUGAGAAUGAACGAAAGGGGAGAGUUCUGGGUUGCCAUUGACUGCUGCAGAACUCCGGCGCAAGAGGUCCUCACGAACAAUCCAUGGAUGAAGAGCUUCUACUUCAGACUUCCUAUGAAGAUGAGCUUGCUGGCAAAAGUUAUGGGGAUGAGAAUGUAUACCGUUAUAUCUCUACUGGACGAGGAGGGGAAUAUCCUGGAGGUACUUGAGGAUGCACAAGGAGAAGUGAUGAAGCUUGUGAGUGAAGUGAGAGAGGUUCAAGGGAAGCUUUGGAUUGGGACAGUGGCUCAUAACCACAUUGCCACCCUGCCUUACCCUUAACGGAGAGUUUAACUUCUGAAGUGCUCUUGUAAUGAUGUAUUAUGCCCUUUUACCAUGAAAUGACUGGAAAUCUUUGUGACGUAGUGUCUUAGUUUGUGGAAA